AUGGCCACCUUCUCGUCGACCCCCAUCGUCAUUGAUGGCAAGGGCCACCUCCUGGGUCGACUGGCUUCGAUAAUCUCGAAGCAGAUUCUCAAUGGCCAGAAAAUCGUUGUGGUGCGCUGCGAAGAGAUCAAUAUUUCUGGCAGUUUCUUCCGCAACAAGUUGCGCUACCACAACUUCCUUCACAAGCGCCACAUCGUGAACCCGAAGAAGUCCGGUCCCUUCCAUCACAGGGCACCGUCCAAGAUCCUCUUCCGGGCUAUCCGUGGCAUGGUUCCGCACAAGACUGCUCGCGGUGCGGCGGCUCUCGAGCGCCUGAAGCUUUUCGAGGGCAUCCCCCCUCCUUAUGACAGGAAGAAGCGGAUGGUCGUUCCGGAAGCUUUGCGGGUGUUGAGGUUGAAGCCUGGAAGGAAGUAUUGCACGGUUAAGCGUCUGUCUCAUGAGGUUGGCUGGGGAUACAAGGACGUCGUGGACCGUUUGGAAGAGAAGAGGAAGAUCAAGGCGCAGGCUUUCCACGAGCGCAAGGUUGCUGCUGUGAAGCUCCGCCAAACCGCGACCAAGGAAGCCUCGACCUCUUUCCCAAAACUUGCUGCCCUGGGCUACUAGUUAUUGCGUCAGGUCGUGCUGUCCCGCUCGGUUCCUGUCUCCUAGAGUAUGUCUAUGAGGCCCAUGCCACUACUUGUAUGCCUCCAUGCGAGCCUUGGGGCCAUUUCGCCGCAAUCCGAUGCGUUCCGUUCC
Molecule: messenger RNA, 735 nt
Organism: Punctularia strigosozonata HHB-11173 SS5
Lineage: Eukaryota; Fungi; Basidiomycota; Agaricomycetes; Corticiales; Punctulariaceae
Product: ribosomal protein L16a
Exons: 4
Coding region: 1-603 (200 amino acids)
Biological process (GO): translation; negative regulation of translation
Cellular component (GO): ribosome; cytosolic large ribosomal subunit
Molecular function (GO): structural constituent of ribosome; mRNA binding
Source: RefSeq, a predicted model, not a curated record